CCUGGACAUACCCGGUCCUCUGCGCAGUGAGGAGAAGCAGCCUCCCAGCCAACUUUUGCUGCUGUUUGAUGCACUUUCCCCCCCUCCCCUCUCUCUCCUUUCCUCCUCUAUCCAAACCUUCCAGAGCUACGCUGAGCCACAAGCAUGAACACAAAGUCCAGAUUAUAAAGGAGAGUAGAUAGACUUUAAAUGGACCCUUCUGCUGGAAGUCCAAUACUCCUCUAAAAAAAAACUUUUUUUUUUUUCUUGUAGUUUUUUGCGGGUGUCCCCACGGGCUGAGGGGGGAGAACUCACACUGCAGAUCCAGCAGAGGAUGGCAGAAUUCAAAAAGGAGAUGAGAAGAGCAUAGUGGAGGAAGUUUGUGUGCGGAACUUUAAAAAGGAAAAAAAAAAAAAAGGAGAAGAAGAAGGGCUGGAGAAGACUUUUGAGCCGAGCUUCACUUUGCACACUCGGACCGGAGCUGACAGUGAGGAUGGGCAUGGUAAAUCUCUUCCCCACACUCCUCUCUCUCACCUCUCAGGGAGCAGGAACGCAGAUGGGUCAGUCAGGACAGGCGUCCGACACAGAGCCUCUGAUUUCUCGACUUCCACCCGAGACCGAUGGAGGACGGCGUUUUCCCCUGAGCUGCUGACAUGCAUUCAGAGGCCUGUGAGAUGUGGACUGGCUCGCCUUCGAGGGAAAUCUGAAACCUUGAAUGAGCCGCGGGACACAGGCAGGAGCGUUUCAGUGAAGAAGAGAAACCAUGGACCUGUUACGGCGCGGCGCCAGACAGACUUUGCACUUCUAACCCGACUGUAGCGCCUUCUAGCCGCACCCCAUGUCACAGCCUUUCCCGAAUUAUGGAAAUUUUGUGGAAGACGCUGACUUGGACACUGAGCCUAGUGGUGAUGGCAGCUUCGGAAUUUCAAAGACUUUCGCACAGCUCUCAAGAGGAGUUCCUGUCUUACCUGCAGCACUACCAGCUGACCGUCCCGGUGCGGGUGGACGAGAACGGGAACUUCCUGAGCUACACCGUGAAGCACCAGCGGCCGGGCCGGCGGAGACGCGCACUGGCCGACCCCGCCGCCGACCCACCGGGCUCCCGGAUCUUCUACAGGCUGUCGGCGUACGGGAAGCACUUCCACCUGAACCUGACGCUUAACAACAACCUGGUGUCGAAGCAUUUCACGGUGGAGUACUGGGGCAAAGAGGGGCCCGAGUGGCGUCACAACGUGCUGGACCGCUGCCACUACGUGGGCUCCCUGCGAAGCCAGCACAGCACGACCCGAGUGGCGCUAAGCAACUGCAAGGGCUUGCACGGCGUCAUAACAACAGAGGAAGAUCAGUAUUUAAUAGAGCCUUUAAAGAACACGUCCUCCGCCGCCUCCAGUGAGUGGAACCUGGACGGAGCGCAGCAACAUGUUAUUUAUAAAACGUCUGCCAUCCCCUCGCCGCAAGAGCAAAGCCAGGAGUUCAGCUGUGGCAUUUCAGACCUCACUAAAAGCAACGCACCUUGCCAGUUUAGCACGUCCUCCCCUGCCCACCUGUCCCCUGUCCCUCAAAACGCCAGCCAGCAGCCGGCUGGCGCUCACAGGCGGCGGAGGUCUGUCAGCUCCGAGCGCUUCGUGGAGACGCUCGUGGUCGCCGACAAGAUGAUGGUCGGCUACCAUGGACGCAAAGACAUAGAGCACUACAUCCUGUCUGUGAUGAAUAUUGUUGCCAAACUGUACCGUGAUUUCAGCCUGGGAAAUGUUGUGAACAUUAUUGUGACCCGUCUAAUUGUUCUCACGGAGGACCAGCCAAACCUGGAAAUUAAUCAUCAUGCUGACAAGUCUCUGGACAGUUUCUGUAAGUGGCAAAGAUCCAUCCUGUCUCAUCACAGCAGCGGGAACAGCAUUCCCGAGAACGGAAUGGCUCAUCACGACAACGCCGUCCUAAUCACCCGAUAUGACAUCUGCACCUACAAGAACAAACCCUGCGGGACUUUAGGCUUGGCCUCUGUGGCUGGAAUGUGUGAGCCGGAGAGAAGCUGCAGCAUCAAUGAAGACAUCGGCCUUGGCUCGGCUUUCACCAUCGCACACGAGAUCGGCCACAACUUCGGAAUGAACCACGACGGCAUCGGCAACUCCUGCGGCACCAAGGGCCACGAGACGGCCAAGCUGAUGGCCGCCCACAUAACGGCCAACACCAACCCGUUCUCCUGGUCCGCCUGCAGCAAAGACUACAUCACCAGCUUUCUCGACUCAGGUCGGGGAACGUGUCUGGACAACGAGCCUCCAAAACGAGAUUUCCUGUAUCCGACGGUGGCCCCGGGGCAGGUGUACGACGCUGACGAGCAGUGUCGCUUCCAGUACGGAGCCUCCUCGCGUCAGUGCAAGUAUGGGGAAGUGUGUAGAGAGCUCUGGUGCCUUAGCAAAAGCAACCGCUGUGUAACUAACAGUAUCCCGGCUGCAGAGGGGACUCUGUGCCAGACUGGCAGCAUAGAGAAAGGGUGGUGUUACCAGGGAGAGUGCGUCGCGUUCGGCUCCCAGCCCGAGAGCGUGGACGGCGGCUGGGGGCCGUGGUCCUUGUGGGGAGAGUGCAGCCGGACCUGCGGAGGCGGCGUUUCUUCCUCCAUGAGGCACUGUGACAGCCCAGCCCCAUCUGGAGGAGGCAAGUACUGUCUUGGAGAGAGAAAACGAUACAGAUCCUGUAACAUCGACGCAUGCCCAGCUGGAUCUCAGGAUUUCAGGGAGAAGCAGUGUGGUGAUUUUGACAACAUGCCUUUCCGUGGGAAGUAUUACAACUGGAAGCCUUACACUGGGGGUGGCGUGAAGCCCUGCGCACUCAACUGCCUGGCGGAGGGCUAUAACUUCUACACGGAGCGCUCCCCUGCUGUCGUCGACGGCACCCGAUGUCAGGCUGACUCUCUGGACAUCUGCAUCAACGGGGAGUGUAAGCAUGUGGGCUGCGACAACAUCCUGGACUCGGUCGCAAGAGAAGACCGGUGCCGUGUGUGCGGAGGGGACAGCAGCACCUGCGAGGCCACCGAGGGGCUCUUCAACGACUCUCUGCCCAGAGGAGGCUACAUGGAGGUGGUUCAGAUCCCAAAAGGUUCGGUUCACAUCGAGAUCAGAGAAGUCGCCGUGUCAAAGAACUACAUAGCUCUAAAAUCCGAAGAGGACGAUUACUACAUCAACGGAGCUUGGACCAUCGACUGGCCCAGGAAGUUUGACAUUGCCGGGACGGCCUUCCACUACAGGAGACCCACCGACGAACCCGAGUCUCUGGAGGCGCUGGGACCCACCACCGAAAACCUCUCCGUUAUGGUUCUCCUUCAAGAAGAGAACCUGGGGAUACACUACAGGUUCAACAUUCCCAUCCAGCGGACAGGAAGCGGGGACAACGAGGUGGGCUUCUCCUGGCACCACCCGCCCUGGUCCGAGUGCUCAGCUACCUGCGCCGGCGGCUCCCAGAAGCAGGAGGUGGUGUGUAAGAGGCUCGACGACAACUCGGUGGUGCAGAACAGCUACUGUGAGCCGGACAGCAAACCGCCAGAGAACCUGAGAGACUGCAACCCUGAGCCAUGUCCUCCAGAGUGGUUUAUCGGCGAGUGGUCAGAGUGCGGAAAGACGUGUGACGGUGGGACUCGGACCAGGACCGUCCUGUGUAUCAGGAGGACUGGCCCCACUGAGGAGGAGACGCUGGAAGACGCCUUCUGCCUGACUCAUCGACCCAUCGAAAGAGAGUCCUGCAACAACCAGUCCUGCCCGCCGAAGUGGGUAACUCUGGAAUGGUCAGAGUGCACGCCAAAGUGUGGCCCCGGCUUCAAGCACCGCAUCGCCCUGUGCAAGAGCAGCGACCUGACCAAAACCUUCCCGCCCACCACCUGCCUGAGCCACAACAAGCCUCCGGUCCGAAUGCGCUGCAGCUCGGGGCGCUGCCCUCCACCUCGCUGGAUCCCUGGGGACUGGGGGCAGUGUUCAGCUCAGUGCGGCCUGGGUCAGCAGAUGAGAACGGUCACCUGCCUGUCCUACACCGGACAGAUGUCCAAUGAGUGUCCAGAUUCCCUCCGGCCCGCCACCAUGCAGCAGUGUGAGAGCAAGUGCGACGCCAUCCCAAACUCUAACAGCGACGAAUGCAAAGAUGUAAACAAAGUUGCUUACUGCCCGCUGGUGCUGAAGUUCAAGUUUUGCAGCCGAGGCUACUUCAGACAGAUGUGCUGCAAGACCUGCCAGGGGCACUGACCCUGGCACAAAAGCAACGCGUAGUGAUAAAGAACGACAUGGAUACAGAGGCAAAGAAGAUGGAGGGAUAAAGCACUGAGCAGGAGGAAAAGUGAAAAAAAAUAGGAGCGAUGAUAAAACUCCUCAGUUCUCGAGUGUGGGAAGAAGAAGAGACCAAAGCUACAGCCCGAAGAAAGGCCUUCCCUGUUUGUCGGAGCCCUUCUUCCUGGUGGAAACCAAACCACUGCUUGGCCCAUAGCGCUGAAAGAAACUCUUCUCUUUUUUUUUGUAUUUUUUGCUUCUGUGAAGUGGAAUUUAGAAGAUCAACUGUGGGAUGAUAUUAUUUUUAUUAUAAUAAUAAUCAAUGAUAUCAUCGUGGGUCUUCCUGUGUGUUUUGUUGUGGUGUAAAUCCAAAGGGUUGGACGCAUCGCUCCACACGCGACGUACCCACGAGACGAACACAGAAUGAGGGGAGCUGCUCCGAUGGAUUCCCGCCUUUGAGAAGGUGCUGGGUUGACGUUUGGCUUUGGUGCACUUUUUCCAUGUAAAUACUCCAACUUACAGCUCAGACAUAGUUGAGAACCCGUGUGUACUGUAUAUUUAUUGUACAACUCCAAACAGAGCGUCCUCGGAUGUCUCUGUCAAACAGUAGCCUACUGCCAUGGAAGGGAAUGUAAUGUGAUUGAGUUUAUAAUCAAUAACGUUGUGUGCUGGAAUGGAAUUAUACUGUAACCCAUGUUAGAAUUGUGUAUACUGUACGGAUUUGUGUAUUAUAAAUGAUAUUAAUCUAAAACCAGAAGCUAACACAUGGUUAUAGGAGUAUCCAUUGCUUCUCGCCCAGACCGGUGCAUCAGCGUCACUCAGUAGGGCAGAAUUUCACAUUAACCCCAGAUAGACUGUCUGAUGUUGCCUGGACCACAUGAAACAUUACCAACAAGAGGCCUUUACUCAACUUCUAUUCAAUCAGAGCACAGCUCACGAGUGAGGGAUUCAUUUUGAGGACGCGUUUGAAGCACCUUUUUCAUUUGAGUAACAGUAUGGAUAUUAUUCUCUUACUCUACAAAGUGGUACAGUUUCUCAGUAAAAGCUGGGAGGAAAUUGGGCAACAUUUUUGUAAAAGGUCACAUUAUUCUUCCAAUUGAGUCAUUAAAAACAGAAUAAGACAGAAAAAGCCAGAUCUAGAGAAGGUUUGGCUUUGAAAAUUAAAUGCCAGCUUUGUUGCAUCUUGCAGUUGUGGACAUCAACACCUCUAGAUCUCAGUGAACAAAGAGGAAUGUCAGAUGCAUCACCGAUGCUCAAUUGGAUGUGGCAUCAUCAAGAGUUCCUACUGUUACAUUUGUUUGGACGGUGUGGGACCAGACGGUUCUGGGAACUACCCAUGGGUCACCGGUUAAUGAAAUUGUGGUUUGGGACGUUCUUGAUGAUUCUGAAAUAGGACCAUAAGAAGUUGAGUGAAUGGCAGUGGUCCUCACAUUUUGCAAUGUCUUCCCAACAUCACCGAACACUUUAAGGACUUUGGAGGUUAUUGGAACUGGGAAGGUCUCUGUUGAGGAGCAUUGGUUCAACUUUUUCUGAGUUUAUUUUUGUUGUACUUCAUUCCAGGGUAAUCUUUGUAAACUCAACCCAUUCCUGAAUCUUUAGGGUGUUAGACCAUUUGAUGCACAGUGAAUCCCUUUUGACCAGAUCAUAUGCACCUCAAUCACAGAAAGCUCCCAUUCUGCUUGAAAGUUCUCUGAACUUAGUACCAAAAGAUUCAGAUAAGAUACAGCCACUCCAAAUAAUUUGCUGUGCAAAUGCAGAAAUAACAGGAAACCUCUUUCAAAAGUCUGAAAAACAGGUAAAGUCCUUGGCAAAUUGGAUAAUUCUAGGUACAAUAAAAAAGUUCAUUAGAUUUUGAGACUUCGUCAGCAUCCAGUUGAUUACUGGAGCUUGUCUUUUCGUGUUGUGGAAUCCGAGCCUUCCUGUGUCUUGAUGUGUCCAGCUGCAUUGAUCUUUAGGUAAUAUAACAAUGUUAACCUUCAAAUUAACAAAGAUCAAAACCCAUCACAGCUGCUUUACUGGGGCACCACUCCAUAUUAGGUUCCAGUUUCCACAGUGAAAUUUAGAGGUGAUUGGCUCAGCCUAAUUUUAAUAUUUAUUAAGACCAAAUAUUACACAAAGUGAAAAUUAUCUCAUAAUGAUGAGCCAUUUUUCAACAAGGUUCUGUUAAAAUAUUAAAAUUCCAGUUGCAGAGGAACUGCAACUGGAAUUGCAUGACUUUGUUUGGCAUGAAUUCACAUUAGCAGACCCAGAGGCUAACGCUAAGACUGUCUGAGAGGGAACUGAAAGACUGGAGCUAAUUUUUCCCUCCUUAUAUCAACUGUCUCAAAAAAUGUCACAGAACUUCAGGUGAACAUUUAAGCUCUUAAUAAUUUUCCAUUUCACGGCUAAUUAUUGGAAAGCUAACGUUUAUCUAAGUGGGAAAAUUAAGGAAGAGGUUGCGCACCACCCAUAAUCUUCCUGCGUGAAACACAGUUCCUCUUAAAGUAAUCAUAUGAUAAAGUGGUGUAAAAGGCAAGAAUAUUCACUAGGUUUCAGUGAACACCAAUGAUUUUUACUCAUUGUGUCAGCCCCUCUUAGCUUAGCUUAGGGCUAGCCUUUCAAUACAUCUGGUAAGAUACAACAGAACUUAGCUUAAUUUUUUUGAACAAUUGCUUUAAGUGUCUCCCUCUUUUCCUCGUCUUUGUCAGAAAGAGAAAAAUACAUUUCCAUUUUUUUCCCUCAGUUUUUACUGGUGUUUUUUUUUUUUUAAAAGCUUUUUCCUCUUUUCCUCCUCCUAGCCUCCAAGACUUGGAGCCUUCCCAGGCUUCUGGUGCUAUCAACAGGUGCUUCCAUUCAAACCCCUCUCCAGUGUGCUUAAAAGUUAAAGUUUGAGCCAAAAAAGACAAGUUGAUAUACUUGUUAAUAUCUCUGCUGGUAAAUGCUGGUCAUGUUUUAUUUUUUCUGUUUUCUUUUUACUUGUUUAUACCUCACACUGGGAACUUUUGCUGUUCAGAAAGGGUAACGCUGUUCGUCCAAUUGACCAAAAUGGACGCUUGCCCGGAUGUAACAGAUCUUCUCUAUCCAAGUGACAUUUCUGCCGGGUGUGAAAGGGAACUCCUCUGAAACGUUACGUGGCGGUACGGAGGGGACAAAUCUGAGCGCCAACACAGGAAGUGCAUGAAGACGUCUCUGAGGCUGUUAACGACGAUAUUCUGAUUUUUGCUGCUGCUACUUUUUUAAAAAAAAUAUUUUUUUUGGUAGCCACCUUCCAUGUGACGAUGUCGAACAGUUUUUUAUUAGCCGCAGAAGCCUCAGCGAGGACGCUGAGAAGCAUUUUCUGCACGGACUGACCCAGCUGUGGGGGAAAGCAGCCAUCACAGACCGAAGAUUUGAACUCAGUCUAGCUGGUACUCAUUGCUGUGAACCUGGAUGUCUGAAUGUCACGUUGCUCGUGUCUGUACCUGAAAUCGCGAGAGAAAUGAUAAGCGUCAUGUGAUUAAUUGCAUUUAUUUUAUAUUCAGUAUUAAUGUUGGUAAACUGUUACUAUUUUUUUUUCUUUUCGGAUGUUAAUAAUGUGCUAAUUUAUUGCUGUGUCUCACAUGUACAUUUAUUUCACUGCAUGCAAACUGAAAUUAAGCAUAGUGAAAGAAGUGCAGUGGUGCAGCUCUUCGCCAUUUUUUAAAAGGGUAGAAACAAUAAAGAGCUUUUACUGAGGGGCAUUUGUGAGUAGAUUUUCA
Poecilia latipinna (sailfin molly) is the source of this 7942-nucleotide messenger RNA. It is a transcript of the gene adamts6, whose product is annotated as ADAM metallopeptidase with thrombospondin type 1 motif, 6. Gene Ontology annotation, molecular function: metalloendopeptidase activity. Gene Ontology annotation, biological process: proteolysis; extracellular matrix organization. Lineage: Eukaryota; Metazoa; Chordata; Actinopteri; Cyprinodontiformes; Poeciliidae. Gene Ontology annotation, cellular component: extracellular matrix. The record is from RefSeq and is a predicted model, not a curated record. The transcript is spliced from 25 exons. The coding region runs from base 840 to 4205 and encodes 1121 amino acids.